CCUCAUCCACUGUGACUUAAGCCAAUCACAGACCACCAAGCACUGACUUGUGGAUCUCCUUCACAUGGUUUCUGCCGCUUUGUCAAGUUGAGGGCAGCCCAGUUCUCUUUGUGGAAUCUUGUUUUCUUCUUCCUUCCUUUUUCUCCUCCCUCAUCCCCUGUCUUCAUGUGGUAACUGUUCAUUAAGACACUAGUGGCGCCUCUUCUGGUGCGAUGAGCAGCCUGCACCAGCAGCAUCAUGGCAGCACAGGCUCAGAGCAAGACAUCCCCUCUGCUGCCUCCUCUGUCAGCCUCCCCUCAGUUAGAAAGAAUCCCAAAAGACGGCGUCUGUCGCUCCACUCACUCUUUGGACGGAGAUGCAGACCUGAUCGCGACUCCAAACGCAAGUCGAGGACUCUGCAGCCUGGAGCUGGAGCUGGAGCUGGAGCUGGAGCGGACGGCGUUGUCACUAUUGAAAACCUACAGUCCGAGAUGAGCCAUGAGAAAACUUCCAGCCAGUUGCCAUCGGAUGUGGCGUCGACAUCAUCGGGUCCGGGGUCUUCGUCAGAGCUUCUGGAGUGCCCCCUGUGCCUGCUGCGCCACACACGCGAGCACUUCCCAGACAUCAUGACCUGUAGCCAUCGCUCCUGCGCAGACUGUCUGCGACAGUACCUGCGCAUCGAAAUCUCAGAGUCCCGAGUCAACAUCUGCUGUCCCGAGUGCGCGGAGCGCUUCAAUCCCCACGACAUCCAGAUGAUCCUAGGAGACCGGGCCCUCAUGGAGAAGUACGAGGAGUUCAUGCUGAGGAGGUGGCUGGUGUCCGAACCCGACUGCCGCUGGUGCCCCGCCCCCGACUGCGGUUAUGCAGUCAUAGCGUUCGGCUGCGCCAGCUGCCCAAAGAUCACCUGUGGGCGUGAGGGCUGCGGGACAGAGUUCUGCUACCACUGCAAGCAGCUGUGGCAUCCCAACCAGACGUGUGACACGGCACGACAGCAAAGGGCCCAGAGCCUCCGACUCAGGGGUUUCAGGUCAUCGUCUCUCAGCUACAGCCAAGAGAGUGGAGCAGCCGGUGACGACAUCAAACCGUGCCCUCGCUGCUCUGCGUACAUCUUCAAGAUGAACGAUGGAAGCUGUAAUCACAUGACCUGCGCUGUCUGUGGCUGUGAGUUCUGUUGGCUCUGCAUGAAGGAAAUCUCCGACCUGCACUACCUAAGUCCAUCGGGCUGCACCUUCUGGGGGAAGAAGCCAUGGAGCAGAAAGAAGAAGAUCCUUUGGCAGCUCGGCACGUUGGUGGGAGCACCUGUGGGCAUCGCUCUCAUUGCUGGCAUCGCCGUCCCGGCAAUGCUCUUCGGCAUCCCAGUCUAUGUGGGCAGAAGGAUUCACAAUCGUUACGAAGGCAAGGACAUCUCCAAGCACAAGAGGAACUUGGUGAUAGCUGGCGGCGUGACGCUAUCCAUGAUCGUGUCUCCUGUUGUUGCUGCAGUCACUGUUGGUAUUGGUGUUCCCAUCAUGCUUGCUUACGUGUACGGCGUCGUCCCGAUCUCUCUGUGUCGGAGCGGAGGUUGCGGGGUGUCUGCUGGCAACGGCAAAGGGGUGCGAAUCGAGUUUGAUGAUGAAAAUGAAAACGUAGGGAGCGGAGCAGCAGCCACAGACACCACCUCGGUGGCGGAGACUCGACUCAACAAUCCGAGUCUCGGGGACGGGGCGAGCGUCGGCGGUUUGAUGGGUUUGAGUCUCAGCGUCAGCGGGAGCCACAUGGAGCGCUGCGGCGUCAGCUCCAAUCAGCGGGACAACAUGAGCGACAACGCCAGCACCACGGCCCUCGCUGGGACCAGCAUCACCGGCAGCCUCUUUGGAAGCUGCUACAACCGGAUGGAAGUGCAGGCGGACGUCCAGAAGGAGCGCUGCAGUUUGAGCGGCGAGUCAGCCACCGUCAGUCUGGGGACAAUCAGCGACAACGCCAGCACAAAAGCCAUGGCGGGAUCCAUCCUCAACGCGUACGUGACUUUGGACAGAGACAACAGCCUGGAGGCACCAGGAGAUUUGGAGUCCAAACAGGAGAAGGUGAGACACGGCAGCGCCAGCAGCAGCCUCGAUGAAGCUAGCUGCAGCAGCACCUCCGGUGUCAAAGGAGCCAGUGGGGGUGUGUGUCUCUGCUCGUGUCCCUCCAACUGCUGCUGUGGUCAGAGCAACAUCCACUAUUCCCCUUUGUCUAAGAACAAUUUACCCACAGGAGGCAAGAAGUGCAAAAGUAAGCUUUUACAAAGAGCAAAUAGUAGCAGCAGCGGCCAAGAAGAAGGGAAACUGAAUGAAACCAGAGGGGAUGUCGAUGCUCAGCUUCUGGAGCAGCGCAGCACCAACUCUUCUGAGCUCGAUUCACCCUCCCUGAGCGGCAGCCUCCCCUCCGUGGCCGACUCGCACUGUAGCCACCUCUCAUCAGAGCUCAGCUGCUCAGACCCCGAAACCUCCCGACCCAAUCAUCUGCCUUGCUCUGCCCAGAUGGACCCCCUUACUCAUCAUCCCACCAUCGCACCCUUACCUGAGGUGGAGCACGACCGCCUAGAGCAUUUACCGCCUCAGAGUAGCCAUGCAGCUUACAGCCACCGCCUGCUGUCUUCAUCUCCACCUGCUUCACCCAGAGAGAGGAGCAGCGGGGCAUUUCUGUACAUCAGUGAGGAGAGCGCUGUCGCGGAGCCAGAGAAGCUGGUGAAGGAGGUCGUCAGAAACUCCGCUGCACAGCCUGUGAGCCCAACAAGGAAGCGAUGCAUACAGACGGACAUCUGAAGCAGUUCUUCGCCCACGUUAGCGCUCGGCUAAUUUCAGCGCCUCGUGCAGGUUGGGAAGCUGAAGGUCAGGGUUACGGACGCAUUACUGAGGUAGUGUGGUGUAAAUGUCGGUGUUUGACAAUAACAGAGGGUUGAGAUGGAAGUCGGGAAGAGAUUUGUGGAUGUGAGCACAGUUAAGUCGAAGAAAAUCACUUGGAUCUCUGAUUGUGACAAAAAGGACAUUUCAGCCAGUUGGUAAAUGUUUUUAGAGCAGCAGGCCUGAUGCAAAUAGAGAUGACCGCAAAGGGAUGGGUGGAUCGCAGAAAGUACCACGAGACGCUGCAGUCAAGUGUUUUCUACACCCGAAUGAUUUUCUAUAAUCCCAGAUCGGACCUUUUCUUUCUGAUGCUAACAAAGAGCAGACAUAGUAACACUGACUUGGAACAAAGCUGCUAAUAGAAAAACGUAUUUAAUA
Nematolebias whitei (Rio pearlfish) is the source of this 3218-nucleotide messenger RNA. It is a transcript of the gene rnf19a, whose product is annotated as ring finger protein 19A, RBR E3 ubiquitin protein ligase. Gene Ontology annotation, molecular function: ubiquitin conjugating enzyme binding; zinc ion binding; ubiquitin protein ligase activity. The coding region runs from base 213 to 2762 and encodes 849 amino acids. Lineage: Eukaryota; Metazoa; Chordata; Actinopteri; Cyprinodontiformes; Rivulidae. The record is from RefSeq and is a predicted model, not a curated record. Gene Ontology annotation, biological process: protein polyubiquitination; ubiquitin-dependent protein catabolic process; positive regulation of proteasomal ubiquitin-dependent protein catabolic process. The transcript is spliced from 9 exons. Gene Ontology annotation, cellular component: ubiquitin ligase complex; cytoplasm.